AUGCUGUAAUAAAAAAAAUGCUUUCAUGAUCUUCUUGAGUUUUUUUACUCUUCUCUAUCAACACACUCUCAUCUUCAAGUCAAUCUUAGUGGACAUAUAAUGGAGGAUGAAGAAUUUUCAAUUUUAUUUUAAGCAUUAACUAAAUGCACAAAUGUUUCUACUUUACAUCUCGAACUAUACCAAAAUUAUAUUGAGGAUAAUAACUUAGCACUUUUAGGUUCUGCUUUAGCAAACAGUCUAAAUCUAUCAGAUUUAACAGUAAAUCUAGGCUGUAAUUAAAUUUAAGAUUAAGCUACAUCAAGUUUAGCUGAGGCAUUAAAAGCGUGUACUAAAAUAUAAAAAUUAUAACUCUUUCUCAACGAAAAUUAAAUCGGAGACUCAAGUAUAUAAAAUUUAAGCUCUGGUUUAUCUAGCUGUGCAAACCUUUCAGCUUUAACUCUUGAUCUAAUGAGUAACAAUAUUGGGUCAUAGGGAGCCUUACACUUAAGCUCUGCUUUAGUAAAAUGCUCAAUGCUUUCUACUUUAAAGAUCGAACUUUACAAUAAUCAAAUUGGGGAUGAAGGUUUAUCAAGCUUAGGUCAUUCAAUAGAAAAUUGCAUUAAGCUUUCUAAUUUACAUAUUGAUGUUAGUGAUAAUUAAAUAAGUGAUGAAGGUAAGUUAAGAUUUGGUAUUGCUUUAUAAAAAUGUAAAAAUCUCUCAAAUUUGAACAUUGAUUUGCUCUACAAUAAUAUUGAUGAAGACGAAUCUUAGUUUACUUUUAUGAAUAAAAUUCUUAAAAUAAAGAAAUUAAUUAAUAAAACUAUUAAUACUUGA
Molecule: messenger RNA, 813 nt
Organism: Tetrahymena thermophila SB210
Lineage: Eukaryota; Ciliophora; Oligohymenophorea; Hymenostomatida; Tetrahymenidae
Exons: 10
Biological process (GO): activation of GTPase activity; nucleocytoplasmic transport
Cellular component (GO): perinuclear region of cytoplasm; cytosol; nucleus
Molecular function (GO): small GTPase binding; GTPase activator activity
Source: RefSeq, a predicted model, not a curated record